Adelges cooleyi (spruce gall adelgid) is the source of this 6737-nucleotide messenger RNA. It is a transcript of the gene mbc, whose product is annotated as dedicator of cytokinesis protein 1. The transcript is spliced from 33 exons. NCBI's taxonomy places the organism in Eukaryota, Metazoa, Arthropoda, Insecta, Hemiptera, Adelgidae. Gene Ontology annotation, biological process: small GTPase-mediated signal transduction; cell migration. The record is from RefSeq and is a predicted model, not a curated record. Gene Ontology annotation, molecular function: guanyl-nucleotide exchange factor activity; small GTPase binding. The coding region runs from base 236 to 6022 and encodes 1928 amino acids. Gene Ontology annotation, cellular component: plasma membrane; cytoplasm.
CAUAUUUUUCUUUUAUUCGUGCAGUAGGUAAAAAUUUCCUUGUACAAGUGUUCAGUAUUAAUAUACUUAUUAUUAUUAGUUAAUUUAAAAAUAAUUGUUUACUUGUUGUCAUACUUGAGUUACGUAUUUUGUUUGACUUAAAUUUGUAUUACUUAUAAUUUUAUACUGAUUUGAAAUAUAGUUUACAUUUACAAUAAUUUUUUCCUGCUAAACUAUCAAAUGAUACUUUAAUGACAUGACUAACAAUAAUUGGACUCACGUUGGUGACAAAAAAAGAUAUGGAAUCGCCAUUCACAAUUAUUUACAAAACGGCCCCCAUCGAAUCAAGUUAUUGGUUGGCGAUUGUGUACACGUACUGGAAGAAUGUGCUGAUUGGUAUUACGGAUUUACAUUCAAAAAUAAAUCCACUCACGGAAUAUUUCCUAAGAAAUUUGUUUUCAUCAUGGAUAAUGUUGUUGAAAAAUUUGGACCAGCUGAGCUGACAGUCCUACAACAACCACAAAUAGUGCAUGAACUAACCAGUGUUGUUAGAGAAUGGGCUAUUAUUUGGAAACAACUGUACAUUUUAAAUAACUUAAAUUUUAAAAAUGUGGAAAACAAAAUUUAUGAGUUAGUUCAAUUUAGAAGUAAAAUAUUAUCAGGCACACUACCCGUCGAUGAGUUAAAAGAAGUGCAAAGACUAGCCACGUCGACCAUAGAUGUUGGAAAUAAAUUAUUGGGAUUGGACAUGGUCGUUAGAGAUGAGCAGGGUAAUAUAUUGAAUCCACUACACACACCAACUAUACAAUUAUAUAAACAUCACGAAACGGCUACAAAUCGAAUACAAAAUGCUUCUACUGCUGGGAUUUAUAAAAAGUUGAUUGAUCCAAUCAAUUAUAUGUACAAUUACACUGUGUAUUUUUCUUUACAUAAUUUUAUGUGUAAAAUUACUGAUGAUGCUGAAUUGCUGUUGACUUUGUAUGAUGCUAAAAUCGGAAAAGCAAUAACUGAAAAUUUUGUCGUAAGAUGGAAAUCCAACCAAAUGGAACAAGGAUGGUCAAAUGAUAUUUUCCAUAAUUUUAGGGCUCUGUUUACAGACUUGGGAACUCGAGAUCUAGCCAGAGAAAAAGUCUAUUUAGUAUGUUAUAUAAUACGAAUCGGUGGUAUGGAAAAUGAUAACACCAGUAAGAAAAGUUUGAUGACAACACAAAUACGACGACCGUGGGGUGUCGCAGCUAUGGAUUUAACAUUAUAUUUUACUCAAAAACUAGAAAGCGACGAAGACAAACACCAUUUUAUGCCUUUUUUGCCGUGUGAAAAAGACAAUUUGGAAAAUACACUAAAGAGAUUUAUGAAUUUGAAAGACUAUUCUCACAAAGAUCAUAAGGGCCAAGGAUUGCAUGUAAGCUUUAAGCUGCUUCAUGGUGAUUUCAAACAGGUACGAGAAGAAUAUCCGCAUUUAGUUUUAGGAAAUGUUUCAUUGGUUAGAAAAAUGGGAUUUCCUGAAGUCAUAUUACCUGGCGAUGUAAGAAAUGAUCUCUAUCUUAUGCUAGUGUCCGGAGAGUUCUCAAAAGGCAGUAUGUCUUCUGAUAAAAAUAUUCAGGUUACAGUGACUGCAUGUAAUGAAAAGGGAGUUAAAUUAUUAGGAGUCAUAAUGCUGGGCGGCGACUCAGAACCCCUUUCAGAUUUUAAUUCGGUAGUCUACUACCAUGAAGAUAAACCAAGAUGGUGUGAAAUCGUCAAAUUGGCUAUUCCUAUAGAGGAUUUCAAAGGUAGUCAUUUGAAGUUUACAUUCAAACAUCGAUCGUCAAAUGAGACUAAAGAUAAAAACGAAAAACCAUUUGCACUAUCAUUUGUUAAACUAAUGCAAGAUAAUGGUACUACAUUACGAGAUACAUCACAUGAACUUCUCGUGUACAAGAUUGACCAUAAAAAAUUUGAUCCUAUGGAUAUAGCAUAUCUCACACUUGCUUCUAGAAAAAACGAACUAAUCGACACUAAUAAUCGCAUAUCUGUACCUGGUUUAUCCUUAGCUAAUAAAGAUGGUUUUACAAUAAUCACAAAUAUUUGUUCGACUAAACUUACACAGAAUGUGGAUCUUUUGGGUUUAUUAAAUUGGACAAGUCAUCCCGAUAAGCUUCAAGAAAGCUUAAGUGCUCUCAUGAAAGUAGACGGAGAAGAAGUAGUUAAAUUCUUACAAGACGUGUUGGAUGCACUUUUUAAUAUUCUGAUGCACAAUUCCGAUUCGGAUCUUUUUGAUAACAUGGUGUUUGAUUGUCUGCUUUAUAUUAUCGGACUAGUGUCUGAUAGAAAAUAUGAACACUUCCAACCGGUUCUAGAUUUGUAUAUUAAGGAGAGUUUUUGUGCUACACUCGCUUACAAUAAGUUAAUAGUAGUUUUGAAGUGCUAUUUAUCCAAUUCGGAACAUACAGACAAUUACCAUCUUUUGAAUAUAAUAAAGUCGUUUAAAUACAUUAUGAAAUUCAUUGCAAGAUCACGGUUUUUAUUUGCUCAAUUGUAUGAAGGCAAAGGACAGCAAACAUUUGAAGCAUCAAUGUAUGAAAUGUUGAAAGUUAUAUCAAAAUUAAUGUGCAGUAAUUCAGAUUCAACACUCUUAAUUCAAGGGGCUUGCCUAAAAUAUUUACCUCAUUCUAUCCCUGAUAUUAUAACAGUCUUUAGUGGAACACAAUUAAGUUCAUUGCUAGUAGAGCUCAUCGGAAAUGUACCUCCAUCGAGGCUAGUCAAACAAAAACUGAUGACUAUGAGCGAUAUCGUUCACAGUCAACUUUUUUUAAAUGCAGAUUGUCGAGCUAUUUUAUUACCGUCCAUUUUAGCUCGAAUUAAAGAAUUAUUGGAAUCUAAAGAUGAGGCGAAAACUAGCAUCGAGUAUCGCAACAAAACCAAAUCUGUAGCAAAAAUUGCCAAAGUGCUGGGAGCCAACGGCCGCAAUCUACUCGACUCUCCUGACAUAAGUGAUCAAGUUGAAAUGUGCGUAAAAUUACUAGGCGACAUCAUGGAUCUUUUAUACGCAGCUGAUACAGGAUCAACAUUUCGCGAUAUCACUGAAAUUAUGCUUACUGUAAUGCGCACAGUCAUUCAAACUACAAUAGCGAUGGACCGAGAAGGAUCACUUCAAGGCUACCUAGUCUCAAUAAUGAUAGCGAUAUUACGGCAAAUGACUGCUGAUCAUUUUGAUAUCUACAUUAAACACUUUCCUACUAAAAUAGAUCUGUUAGAUUUCCUUAUGGAAAUAUUGUUAGUUUUUAAAGAUCUUGUAUCUCGACCUGUGUUCCCUAAGGAUUGGUGCGAAAUGAUUAUGCUUCAAAAUAGUGUGAUAUUGAAAUCAUUGAGAUAUUUUUCUCAUACAAUCAGAGAUUACUUUUUAAAAGAUUUUGAACAUCAAGCUUGGAAUAACUUUUUUCAUUGUGCCGUCACAUUCUUAACGCAACCUUCUCUUCAAUUGGAACAAUUUUCAUCCAACAAACGCUGGAGAAUCAUCAGUCGGUAUAAAGACAUGCGUAGAGAAACCGGAUUUGAAAUCAGAAGCAUGUGGUUUAACCUAGGCCAAUAUAAAGUACAUUUUGUGCCCAGUUUGGUCAGAUCGUUCUUAGAAAUGACAUUGACACCAGAAAUUGAAUUGCGUAAAGCCACCAUACCGAUUUUCUUUGACAUGAUGCAAUGUGAGUUUUAUUCUUGUAGUGACAGACACACAAAUAAAAGGGACUCCAGUAAUAUCAAAGCUAAAUUCAACGAAUUCGAAAAUGAAAUGAUCGCUAAGCUAGAUUACUUGGUGGAAGGAGGAAAAGGUGAUGAACAGUUUAAAGAACUUUUUAAAGCUAUAAUGCUAAUGCAAUGUGAAAACCAUUCCACUAUGAAAGAACAGGGUGUACGAUUUGUUAAAAUCGUCACUUGUUUGUUGGAGUGUUUACUCGAGUAUCGAGCAGUUGUCAACGAUGAAAAUAAGGAAAAUCGAAUGAACUGUACUGUUAAUUUAUUAAAUUUUUAUAUGGACAUAAAACGGCAGGAAAUGUACAUCAGAUAUGUGAACAAACUUUGUGCACUUCAUUUGGAUUGCGAUGACUUUGCAGAAGCAGCGUAUACGCUAAAACUUCACAGUGAGUUGCUAUCGUGGUCGAACGAUCCAUUACCACCUUUGCUCCGAUCACCCUUGCGUUACCCAACGUGCGAUACACACAGACAACUGAAGGAAGCUCUCUAUCAUGACAUUAUAGAUUAUUUUGACAAAGGAAAAAUGUGGGAAUGUGCUGUAAGCAUGUGCAAGGAACUGGUAAGGCAGUGUGAAGGUGAAACAUUCGAUUACAUUCAGCUAAGUUCUUUGUUGCGUCGCAUGUCCAAUUUCUACGAUAACAUUAUCAAACAGCUCAGGCCAGAGCCCGAAUAUUUCAGAGUAGCGUAUUACGGCAAAGGGUUUCCUAAAUUUUUACAAAACAAAGUAUACGUGUAUAGAGGUAAAGAAUACGAGUUUUUGAGUGAUUUUUCAACUAGAAUUUGUCAUUUGUUUCCCGAGGCCACUUUAAUGCAAACACUUUCAAAACCCGAACUAGAAAUCACUGAAUCUUCCAAGCAAUAUUUACAAAUAAAUAGUAUAGAACCUGUAAUGGAUGAUCAAAAAGAACAUCUAUUAAAAAAACCCAUAAAUGAACAAAUCCUCAGACAUUACAGAGUUAACGAUGUGAAGAGAUUCAAAUUUUCAAGACCUUUUUACCGAACAGAUCCAAAACUAGAGUCUAAUACCGAUAAUGAAUUUGCAAAUCUUUGGAUUGAGCGUACAGUAAUGGACACUACUUACUCUUUACCGGGUAUCUUACGGUGGUUCCCAGUAAAACAUUCCAAAACCUACGAAAUAAGUCCACUGGAGAAUGCUAUUGAAACAAUGCAGGAGGCUAACAGAGAACUUAGAGAAUUGAUCAUAGCACAUCGUAAUGAUUCUUCAUUGCCUGUACAUCCACUUAGUAUGAAAUUGACGGGCAUGUUGGAUGCUGCUGUAAUGGGUGGAGUAACCAAGUAUGAAAAAGCGUUUUUCACACCGGAAUAUUUUGCGAGUCAUGAAGAAGAUGAACCGUUAAUUCAACAGUUGAAAGAUUUAGUCGCUUUACAAAUACCUCUAUUAGAUAUUGGCGUGAGGGUUCAUUGCGCUCGGGCAGAUCCCAAUUUGACUCCCUUGCAACUACGACUCGAAGACUGUUUCGAAAAAAUGAAAGCACACAUCGAAGACAAAUACGGCAAAAGGACUUGUGAUAUCAAAUUUGAUAAUGUUAAAUUGAGGCGACAUACGACAGCUGGAAAUCAUCUCACUGAAAAAAGAUAUUCUGGUUCCAGUAUAGGAUCAACUGAUGGACUAAAUGGAGUAAUCAACUCAAAAUCACCAUUAAUGACUACUACGUCAUUAUCUUCAAGUCUGGCUAUUUUUGCGGGGCCCGUGCUUGUGUCAGGAUCAAAUAAAUUUGGGACAAUUGGUGCACUUACAAGGAAGGACAAAAAGGAAAAAAAAAAACGCAAUAAAACAGUAUCAAAGAUGACAACGUCAUCAAAUGAUAGAAUUUCCAGUAUUUCGAAUACUUCCACCAGCAAUAGUCAUUGGUAUACGUCAGAUAAUGACAGCAUGUCCAUGUGUUCAGUAAACAGUAGCUUAAGCGUAUUUACACAUACGCCUGUUAUUGAGUUGCGACAAGAGUUGACGCCAAAACGACCGUUGCGCUCGGAAGUAGAAAAAGAGAGGCGGCUGAGUCGCCCUAACAGUGGACAGUUCCAGUUUUCUAAGUUACCGUCGAUGAACAGUCUUAAUAGAGAUUCAUUAGUAACGACAGACUCAACAGCAAGCGAUGACGACACCCCACCGCCGUUACCAGCAAAAGCCCGAGAAUCUGAUUAUAGCAAUCUCUCGGACAAAGACAAUUUGGCCAUGUCAGAUUAUUCUAGUCCAAUCAUUAUGAAUAACAUUAUGCCUCUUAUGAAUUCGCAAGAAGACAUCAGGCCACCGACCCCUCCUCCUAAAAAACCACAAUUAAAGUCUCCUAUGUAGAAAUAUAUGUUACAUUUAUUUAUUUGUAUGACCAGUAUUUCUUCUCGGGUUUAAUAUCAAACUCAUAACAUUUUUAAAGUAUUAUUGAAAGUACCUAAUACAUAUUUAUAUUAUAUGUAUAUAUAAUACAUUUAUGUAUACAUAAAUGGUUUAUAAAUGAAUAAAUUAUUUAUGUAGUUCAUUUAUAAAAUGUAUAUUAAUAUAAAUUUUUUUUUCGUAAUUGAAUAAUAGUCUGAACAAAAAUAAAAUUAGUACUUUUUUAUGUAUACUGACAGAAAGCGGUGCAAUAUUUUUCGGUAUUCUCAUGUGUUAUAUUUUUUAUUGUUUAUUAAUGAAUUAUGAAAAAUAAGUGUAUCGUAGUAUUAUAUUAAUUUAUUAUACGUAUAGAAUAGUAUUUUUAUACAAUUGACUUGGUACAUACCAUAGGUUUGUGUACCUACCUCGGUAGACUGCUUCAUUAUAAAUGAGUAGUGUAAUUAUUAAUUGUUAAGUAGUGGAGCACUCGACUCGUUUACAAAAUUUGUAAUCAAAUCAGUUACCAUAUAGAAACUCGAUGGAAAAAUAUGUCAAUUAAUUUAAAUUAUUAAACCUUCCAAUGAUUUUAUACAUUGUUAGUGUAUAACAAUUUAAACUGUACCUACAUAUUAAUAUUCUAUUUUUAUAAUUGGAAAAAGAAAUGAAUAUAUCAAAAUAUGUUUUGUACUUUUUUUUUUAA